AAAAAAAAAAAAAAAAGUUUUGAUAAUAAAUAUUUUAUUUGAGGCAUUCGCAUUCAAAGUUUUUUUUUUUUAAAAAAAAAGAUCCUUUAUUUUUUUCUUUUGAUCCUUUAAAGAACGCAUUUAUUAUUAUCAUAAUAUAUUUACAUAUUUUUUUUUUUUUAUUGGUGCGUCGGUGGCGUUUCCAGAGAUAAUUGAAAAACUUUUUUGUGUGCCCCUUUUACUUUCUUUUCUGUUAAGACUGUGUCUUACGUUUUUUAUGUUAUCGAACAAUUGAAUUUUCUCAUUGAAUACAAACGAACUUUCCUAAAAAAAAAAAAUUAUACGUUCUUCGUAUAUUUUAAUCUUUUAUAUAUUUAGAUAUUUAGAAACGACUUGGUCGGUCCAAUGUUCUGUAUAGAUUUAUAAUAUAUAUAUAUACAUAUAUACAUAUACAUAUAAUACAUAUUUUUUAAAAAUGUUUUCAGGUAGAAAACAAUUAAAACAGUUAAAUACUACUAAUAAAAGAAAUAACUCUAUAAUAAGAAGUCCAAUAAUUUCUCCAAUACCUCCAAGUGAUAAUGUGGCAAAACUUAACACUAGUUUUGAGGAUAUAGUUCAUUCUCCUCCUCCUCCUCCUUAUGAUGCUAAGUUACAAUCAACAACAAUAAGGAAAUUUCCUUCUUCUUCUUCAACUCCUGAAUCUGAUCCUGCGACAAAAAUUACGAGAACAACAACUACAACUACCGUUACUACUGUUACAAAAACUACAAUAUCUGCAAAGAAUUCACCAGGUCAAGGUCCUCUUUAUUUAGAUUUUGGUGAUUUUAGUCUAUCUCCAAUUGAACCUAAUAAUAAUAAUAACAACAAUAAUAAUAUUAUUAAUAAUAUUAAUGGUGAUGACGCAACUCCAUCACAAAAGAUAACUGGUCCUUUAGUAACUUUUGAUAAUAAUAUAAGUGUUAAUGAUCCUUCAUCUAUUACAAUUGUAUCUUCAAAAACUUCUACUGAUCCUGUAAAAGUUCAACAAGUCGAAGAAAUUCCUCCUGCUUCAAUAAUUUCUCCUAAUCCUCCUAAUCCAACAAAUUCGACGACGAAGAUGACAAAAUCAACUACUACUACUACUACUACUAAUGAUUCACAACGUAUUUAUCCUUCAUUAAGACCAAAAUUAAAAGGUUAUCAAAAAGUUCCACAUCCUCAAAAUUCUGAUCCUAAUUCUAGAAAACAAAAUCAUUAUCUUAAACGUAUUGAAUCGGCUCCAGUUAUGCCAAAUUUAUCUGAUGUAUUUGAUGAUCCAUUAAUAUCUACAAAGUCUUUGUCUAAUUUAAAUAAUUCGGAUACAAAAAAUACUGUUACAUUGGAUAAAUCAAGUAGUGAAACUCCUAAACAAUAUCUUGAAAGAAUGCAAAAUACUUUAUCAAAAUCAAAACUUGCGACAAUGUUAGCAAAAAAAUCGGAUUCUUUUCAUAAAGCUGUUCUUAAAGAAUAUAUGAAUGCUUUUGAUUUUGAAAAAGAUCCAAUCGAUAUAGCAUUACGGAAAUUUUUAAUGGAAUGUCAUCUUCCAAAAGAAACGCAACAAAUUGAUCGUGUUAUGGAAGCUUUUGCUAAAAGAUAUCAUGAUUCUAAUCCUGAUUUAUUUUCUACUUCAGAUACUCCAUACGUUCUCGCAUUUUCAUUACUAAUGCUUCAUACUGAUGCGUUCAAUAAGAAUGUUAAACGAAAAAUGUCAAAGGAGGAUUUUGUAAAAAAUACACGCAUUGAUGGCGUACCUCCUGAAAUUUUAGAGAUUCUUUUUGAUAAUAUAACUUUUACGCAAUUCAUAUACGCUGAUGAUGACGUUGACGUAAAUGGUCAAACUAUACUUGAGUCACAAACAGAUCAUAAGCAGUCAAGGAUAUUUAAUUCUUCUAAAGAAAAGCGAAAAUCAUUACGAACGAAAAAUGACCCUUACACGGUUAUUAAUACCAAAAUUCCAACCGAAUUUAAACCAGCUAUCAGACAUUUGGUUCCAGUAGAAAAUCCUUAUUCUUACAUGGGAACUCUUCCGUCAUUGGAUAUAGUAAAUUUGCACCGGGCAUUUGCUAGUGCACAUACCAUCAAGGUUACAGGUGUUCAAACUAGGCGUAACGGUGAAACUUUUAAUCCCACAAAUACUUCAAUGCAACCUUUAGAUGAAGAGGAUGGAACAUUUAUACUUAAAAUCACUAAAGGUGGUAAAUUGGCUAGGAAAGUGGACAUGGUUGAAGGUAAAAAGAAGGGUGGACUUGUAAGAGGUUGGAAACAAUAUGGUGUAAUAUUAAGUGGAAGUCAGUUAAUGUUUUUUAAAGAUGAGGCUUGGUUUAAUUCUCAAAUGGCGGAAAUAUACGGUCCUGAGAAAUCGAAAAAGCCUCCAACAUUAAGACCCGAUGUUAUUCUGAUGACUGCGGAAUCAGUUGCUAUAUAUGAUAAGACAUACAAUAAACAUCCAUAUGUUUUUCGACUUGUGUGCCCUAAAGGUCAUCAAUAUCUUUUUCAAGCGGAAAAUGAAGAUGAAAUGAACGAUUGGAUUACAAAAAUUAACUAUGCUGCAACUUUUAAGAGUAUCGGUUUGAAAAUGAGACAUAUUAAUGUUCAAUCAAGAAAAGAAAAAAAAAGUCCACGAAAUUUCUUUUUUAAUAAUAAAAUUGGUCUUAAAGAUGAUUGUAAUCCAAAUGAUGCAAAUGGAAGAGCAAACGUAUUAAGGGCUAAACUUGAUGAGCUUCAACAUAAGAUAACGGCGUUAACAUCACAACUUCAAGCAGAUGUUCGUUUCAGGAAUAAUUUAUUCCUUAUGAUACCUUAUAAGAAUACAACACGAGACCGUAUCAUACAACUUGCCGUAUUAGUAGCCCAAAGGCUUAAACAAACUUGCCUUGAUCUUAGUCGGCUGGUUUGUUAUCAUGAAAUCUUGGAAAAAGAUUUAUGUGGCACUGUUAUGGAUGAUGGUAAUUAUUGGCAAAACAGAAAAACCAUGUAUAGGCUCGGUGAGAGCUCUAUGGAACCUGAACCAUUUGGUAAAGAUAUAUUAGAAGCAACUUUGAAAGUUAUGGAGAAAACUGAUCCUAUGGCUGAUAAUAACAAUAAUAAUAAUAACAAUAAUAAUAAAAAAGAGAAACAUUCUACCAUGACCUUAGUACCUAUGUCAUCAAAUUCAUCAUUAUCCACAAUGACCACAAGUUCAACGGUCACGGAUUCCAGUCAUACAACACCUCCGAGAUCACCAGAUAAUGAAAGAACCUUCAGCAUUUUAUCGGGAGGUGAAUUGGAAUUCAAAUCUUUUGAAGAAGAUAGUUUGUUUAAAGAAUUUAAAGAUGAUUCAUCUAGUAUUAUCAGUCUCGAAUUCGAGGAUGCUCAAGAAAAUUUUGAUGAAUUUGAUAUUGAAGCAUAUGAAGAAGAAUAUGAGAAAUUACGAGCUAGUGGUAUAUUAAAUUAUGAACAUACCGAAAUUUAUUAUGAUAAUGAUGAUGAUGACGAUGACGAUGAUGUAUUUGUAGAUGCUGAAGACUGGUAUUCAGAGUAAAAAAAAGUAGAAAAAAAGUAGUUUUAUAUAUUGUAUUUAAGAUGUAUUUAAGUUGUAUUUU
Messenger RNA from Rhizophagus irregularis DAOM 181602=DAOM 197198, 3578 nucleotides. RefSeq lists its product as uncharacterized. NCBI's taxonomy places the organism in Eukaryota, Fungi, Glomeromycota, Glomeromycetes, Glomerales, Glomeraceae. Gene Ontology annotation, biological process: regulation of ARF protein signal transduction. The record is from RefSeq and is a predicted model, not a curated record. Gene Ontology annotation, molecular function: guanyl-nucleotide exchange factor activity.